AUGACAGAAAUAAUAACUUUUGAUAAUAAUAAUAAUAAUAAUAAUAAUAAAAAUAAUGGAAAAAAUAUAAUAAAUAGUAUUCCCUAUGUUUUAUUGGGUGCAAUAAUCGGAUAUAGCUUAAAUAGUAGUGUUGAUAGUAUUGGUUUUAAUAACAAUGAUGAAAAUUGUGAUACAACAACAACUAGCAAACAAGAAAUGACACCCCUUUUAUUAAUAAAUUAUUUCAAUAUUUCAAACGUUUGCAAAUUAUGGAAAGAUUUAUCAAAAUCGAAUCUACUAAAUUUAGAAUUAAAUCCUUUUGUUCUUCAUAAAUUGAAAAUUUAUAAUAGCAAUAACAAAUAUAAUAAUAAUAAUAAUAAUAAUAAUAAUAAUAAUAAUAAUAAUAAUAAUAAUAAUAAUAAUAACAUAACUAGUGAUUUUAAUAUUCACUCAUUUUUUAAAAUUUUAAAACAAUUUAAAUCAGUUGAAAGAGUUUGUUUAUCAAAUUUUAAUUUUAUAACAUCAUUAUCUUCGUCGUCACCAUCAUCAUCAUCAUCAUCAUCAUCAUCAUCAUCAUCAUCAUCAUCAUCAUCAUCAUCAUCAUCAUCAUUAUUACUUUCUUCAUUAUCAUCUUUAUCAUCAUCAAUUACAUCAUCAAUCACAUCAUCAUGCUCAUCAUCAACAUCAACAUCAUUAACAACCUCACCAAUUUUUAAUAAAAGUCAUAGUAAUAGAAAUCUAACAACCUCUACAAUAAUAGCAAAUAGAUUAUCAACCAAAGCAGCAUUACUUUUAUCAAGAGAUGAUGACGAGGAUCAUUCAAAAACAAUUUUAGAUUUAAAAAAUUUCUAUUCAUCAUCAUCUUCUUUAUUUACACCCUCUGGUUCACCUAGGUCAACAACUAUAUCACCAAGAUCAAUAACUUCACCAACAACCACAACUACAUCACUAUCAUCGUCAACACCAUCAUUUUCAAUUAUAACUCAACUUGAAAAUAACACAAAUAUAACAACUCAAGAUAAUAAUAAUAAUAAUAAUAAUAAUAAUAAUAAUAAUAAUAAUAAUAAUAAUAAUAAUAAUAAUAAUAAUAAUAAUAAUAAUAAUAAUAAUAAUAGUAGUAAUAAUAAUAAUAAUCAUGGUUUUAGAAUAUUAUCAUCAGCAAUUAAAUUUUUUCAAUCAACUUCAGCAUUGGAUGAAUAUAGAAUGAAUCAAAUAUUGUAUGAGAAUGCAAUAUGUAAUAUAUGUACAUUGGAGAUUGAUAGUUGUUCCAAUUUUAAAACUAUUGAGUUUGUAAAUUAUUUUUUAAAUUCCAAAUACAUUAAAUCGAUAUCGAUCAAUCGAUGUAUGUUAAGGGAUUGGGAUUGCUCAAUAUUAUUUUUCACUAUUAAAAAUUCAGAGUCUCUAACUUCGAUAGAUUUAUCAAAUAAUAGGAUUCAAGAAGAGGGUGCAAAAACAAUUUCGAUUGUAUUGCGUGAUCAUAUUAUCAGUAAUAAUAAUAAUAAUAAUAAUAAUAAUAAUAAUAAUAAUAAUAAUAAUAAUAAUAAUAAUAAUAAUAAUAAUAAUAAUAAUAAUAAUAAUAAUAAAAAUCAAACAAAUAGUGUAAUGAAUUUAAAAGAAUUAAUAUUAGAUAAUAAUAGGAUUGGUAGCAAUGGUUUAAUUAAUUUAUCAAAAUCUUUAUUCGAGAAUUGCACUUUAACCAAAUUAAGUGUUAGGAAUAAUUCAAUUGGUUUGGAUGCAGCUUUACAUUUACUACAAACACUUCAUACAAAUAGAACAUUGAUUUCAAUUGAUUUAUCAGAAAAUAAUUUUUCAAGUUCUGAUUUAUUAAAGCAUUAUGUUAUGAUUUAUCUCCAAAAUCCCUCUUUGGUUUUAUCUCCAAAUGUUCAAGUAAAAGUUAACGACACAAUUUUUAAUAAACAAGAUGAAAAUGAUGAAGAAAAUAAUAAUAAUAAUAAUAAUAAUAAUAAUAAUAAUAAUAAUAAUAAUAAUAAUAAUAAUAAUAAUAAUAAUAAUAGCGAUAAUUAUUUUUUUGGUAUAGGUAGUAAUGGUAGUAAUGUUGUUGAUGGUAAUCUCUAUCAACAAACAGAAACCACCUAUACAACAAUUAUAAAUGGCAAUAAUCAAAAUAUUAAUAAUGGUCAUAAUUUUAUAGUUCAAAAUAAUGGACUAAAUAAUAUUAAUAUUAAUAGUAAUAGUAAUAAUAAUUAUAGAAAAAGGAAUUUUGAAAAAUUAUACCUUGAUCACGAUUAA
Messenger RNA from Dictyostelium discoideum AX4, 2229 nucleotides. RefSeq lists its product as hypothetical. The transcript has a single exon. NCBI's taxonomy places the organism in Eukaryota, Evosea, Eumycetozoa, Dictyosteliales, Dictyosteliaceae. The record is from RefSeq and is a predicted model, not a curated record. The coding region runs from base 1 to 2229 and encodes 742 amino acids.